This is a messenger RNA of Alternaria triticimaculans, 1482 nucleotides long. RefSeq lists its product as uncharacterized. The transcript is spliced from 2 exons. Gene Ontology annotation, biological process: N-glycan processing; carbohydrate metabolic process. Bases 1 to 1482 code for a protein of 493 amino acids. Lineage: Eukaryota; Fungi; Ascomycota; Dothideomycetes; Pleosporales; Pleosporaceae. The record is from RefSeq and is a predicted model, not a curated record. Gene Ontology annotation, molecular function: mannosyl-oligosaccharide 1,2-alpha-mannosidase activity; calcium ion binding. Gene Ontology annotation, cellular component: endoplasmic reticulum; Golgi membrane.
AUGCCAGCAAUAACUCCAGAUACUGGAGAUCGCUUCAACUGGAGAGCAAUCUCGAUCCGACACCCAGUUGAUGAGUAUGCGCAGCUAUCCUCACAAAAGCCUUUGUCCAGGAGCACUUUGCAAAGAUCUCCGCAUCCAAAGUCGCCAGGUGCCGAAGCGAUUGCUGGUAGACGAGCGGCUGUCAAGGAGACCUUUCAAAGAUGCUGGAAGUCUUACAAAGAACGCGCAUGGAUGAAGGAUGAACUUGCACCCGUGUCGGGUCAGCCCCGAGAUACCCAAUUUGGUGGCUGGGGAGCUACGUUGGUCGACUCAUUAGACACUUUGUCGAUCAUGGGAAUGGAAGACGAAUUCGCCGAAGCUGUCGAAGCAGCUCUGAAAAUCGACUUCAGACCAAGCGAUGAUCGGGAGAGUGAGAUCAACAUGUUCGAGAUCAUUAUACGCUAUCUGGGAGGCUUCAUAGGCGCUUACGACGUUUCUGGCUGCCACGACACCCGUCUUCUGAACAAGGCUCUCGAAGUAGCAGACAUGGCUUAUGCGACCUUCGACACGCCUAACCGGAUGCCUGUGUCGAGAUGGAAACCCGGGAAGGCGGCGGACGGCGAAGAGCAGCUGCCAGCUCUCUCGGUACUCAUAGCUGAAGCCGCUUCCGCUAGUGUGGAGUUCACUCGUCUCUCCCAAAUUACAGGCGAUAUGCGAUAUUUCGACGCCAUCUCCAGGGUUACGGAUGUACUUGAUGCACAGCAAGGAUCCACGAAGCUCCCUGGGAUGUGGCCGAUCAGUGUAGACAUGAGAACGCCGAACCUGACUUUCGACGCUUUCUUUGGGCUGGGUGCUAUGGCCGACUCGGCAUUUGAGUAUCUACCGAAGAUGUAUCAGUUGCUCAACGGGAAUGAGCCGGCUGGUCAGUAUCGCAAGAUGUACGAAUACGCGAUGGAUACGGCGAUAACGCACACCAUGUUUCGACCCAUGGUGGAAGACAAAGCAGACAUCUUGAUCGCAACCGCGAAACAUGAUGGCCCUGAUGGACAAAGAGACAACACUGGGCAGCACCUGGUGUGCUACGCUGGUGGUAUGCUGGCGCUUGGUGGGCGGCUCUUCGACAACCAGACCCAUCUCGACGUCGGACGGAAGAUCUCUGACGGUUGCGCGUGGACGUAUAAAAAUGCACCGAACGGCAUUAUGCCUGAAGUGUUUUCGAUGACCCCGUGUCCGUCGUGGUCAGAGUGCGAUUACACACCAGGCGCAAAGCCAUUCAGCGCAGUCCACGAUGGCCGUUAUAUUCUCCGGCCAGAAGCAAUCGAGUCGAUCUUCUACAUGUUCCGGCUCACGGGUGAGACCAAGUAUCAAGAGAUCGCGUGGGAGAUGUUCCAGGCCAUCGAGGCGAAUACAAAGACUGAAUUUGGCAACGCCGCGCUCCAAGACAUUAUGUCGACCCCGCCACCAAAGAGUGACAGCAUGGAGGACCGCGAACGCGUAUCGUAG